Psammomys obesus (fat sand rat) is the source of this 2841-nucleotide messenger RNA. It is a transcript of the gene Klhl17, whose product is annotated as kelch like family member 17. The record is from RefSeq and is a predicted model, not a curated record. The transcript has 11 exons. The coding region runs from base 119 to 2164 and encodes 681 amino acids. Lineage: Eukaryota; Metazoa; Chordata; Mammalia; Rodentia; Muridae. Gene Ontology annotation, molecular function: protein binding.
GAAACAGGGCCUGCGGAGACCGGCUAGCGCUGUGUGGACGCAGCUCAGGCAGUCUUCCUGCGGUCCGAAUCAGUCAUACUGCAUUUCGCGGUCCGCCGCAGGUUUGGCGGCUGAAGUUAUGCAGCCCCGUGGCGAGCGGCCUGCUGGCAGGACGCAGAGUCCAGAGCACGGUAGCCCAGGGCCCGGGCCUGAGGCGCCACCGCCGCCCCAGCCGCCGGCCCCGGAGGCAGAGCGAGCUCGGCCCAGGCAGGCCCGGCCUGCAGCCCCCAUGGAAGGUGCGAUGCAGCUGUUGAGCCGAGAGGGUCACAGUGUGGCACACAACUCCAAACGGCACUACCAUGAUGCCUUUGUGGCUAUGAGCCGCAUGCGGCAGCGUGGCCUCCUGUGUGACAUCGUCCUGCAUGUGGCAGCCAAGGAGAUCCGUGCUCAUAAGGUGGUGUUGGCCUCCUGCAGCCCCUACUUCCACGCCAUGUUCACAAAUGAAAUGAGUGAGAGCCGCCAGACACACGUGACACUGCAUGACAUUGACCCGCAGGCCUUAGACCAGCUGGUGCAGUUUGCAUACACGGCUGAGAUCGUGGUUGGCGAGGGCAACGUUCAGCCCCCUCCUGCCUCACCCAUCUUCAUGCCCCAGACUCUACUCCCAGCUGCCAGCCUUCUACAGUUGAAUGGUGUCCGAGAUGCCUGCUGCAAGUUCCUCCUGAGCCAGCUCGACCCUUCCAACUGCCUGGGCAUUCGAGGAUUUGCAGACACACACUCAUGCAGUGACCUGCUCAAGGCGGCACACAGGUACGUGCUGCAGCACUUCGUGGAUGUGGCCAAGACUGAGGAGUUCAUGCUGUUGCCACUGAAGCAGGUGCUGGAAUUGGUCUCUAGUGAUAGCCUGAAUGUGCCCUCAGAGGAAGAUGUCUAUCGUGCAGUCCUGAGCUGGGUCAAACAUGAUGUAGACACUCGGAGGCAGCAUGUACCAAGGCUGAUGAAAUGUGUACGGCUGCCUCUGCUGAGCAGAGACUUCCUAUUGGGACACGUGGAUGCCGAAAGCCUUGUGAGGCAUCAUCCUGACUGCAAGGAUCUGCUCAUUGAGGCCCUUAAGUUCCACUUGCUGCCUGAGCAGAGAGGUGUUCUGGGUACUAGCCGCACAAGACCCCGUCGCUGUGAGGGUGCUGGUCCUGUGCUCUUUGCUGUUGGUGGUGGGAGCCUGUUUGCCAUCCACGGAGACUGUGAAGCAUAUGACACUCGAACUGAUCGCUGGCAUGUGGUGGCUUCCAUGUCCACGCGUCGAGCCAGAGUAGGGGUCGCUGCUGUUGGGAACCGACUGUAUGCCGUGGGCGGCUACGAUGGAACCUCAGACCUGGCUACAGUGGAGUCCUAUGAUCCUGUGACAAACACGUGGCAGCCUGAGGUGUCUAUGGGCACAAGACGAAGUUGCCUGGGUGUAGCUGCCUUGCAUGGGCUUCUGUAUGCAGCUGGUGGCUAUGAUGGGGCUUCCUGCCUCAACAGGAACAUGGACAUCCAUUGCUGCCAUGAGCAUCCGGAGGCGAUAUGUGCGUGUGGCCACACUUGGUGGGUGACAGGACCUGCUUCCCAUGGUACCUGCUUUCCUGCCUGUACCCUUCCCACCUAUCCCCCCAAACCCCUACAACCUGCAGGAGCUUCGUGGGUAUAUUGCCUUCCCACAGAUGGGAGCCUGUACGCCGUAGGUGGUUAUGACAGCUCAUCACACCUGGCCACUGUGGAGAAGUACGAGCCCCAGGUGAAUUCAUGGACACCUGUGGCAUCCAUGCUGAGCCGGCGCAGCUCAGCAGGAGUAGCAGUGCUGGAGGGUGCCUUGUAUGUGGCAGGAGGCAACGAUGGCACAAGCUGCCUCAACUCAGUGGAGAGAUACAGCGCCAAGGCUGGUGCCUGGGAGAGUGUGGCACCCAUGAAUAUCCGCAGGAGUACACAUGACCUGGUGGCCAUGGACGGCUGGCUCUACGCUGUGGGGGGCAAUGAUGGCAGCUCCAGUCUCAACUCCAUAGAGAAAUACAACCCGAGGACCAACAAGUGGGUGGCAGCAUCCUGCAUGUUCACGAGACGCAGCAGUGUGGGUGUGGCAGUGCUGGAGCUGCUCAACUUCCCACCACCUUCCUCACCCACGCUGUCUGUGUCCUCUACCAGCCUCUGACACAUGUCAGACUGCACAAAGGCCCUGUAGCCUCCCACAUGCCUUAAACCCUACGGGUGGCCCUACCACCUCUGUCUCCUCCACCAAGUGUUAGGGCAGAUCACAUAUCCCCCCCAGAGAGCUCCUGUUCCUUUUGUCUUAAUCUCUGUGUUCAUUUGUCCUUGUUCAUUUAUUUGUGUGUUUUUGUUUACUCGUUUAUUUAUUGAUUCACUAUUUAUUGAUGGAUGAGAAGUGCUGCAGCUACCAAAUCACACAUUUACCCUAAAUUGUCAGCUCUCCUGCAUGUAGGGGACCAAAGAACCCUGCAGAGUGUUUUCUUUCCUGUCUCCCUUUGUGGAGCAGCAGGGAAUGCUGGGGGUGGAUACUCCCUGAAGGAGGAUAAGCAACACAGCUGGGCCUUGCAAACAGUAGGGGGGGGGGCAGAGCUACAGGAGCAGAGGCAAGGGCUUUCUAAGAAAAUGUAAACCCCUAGCGCUUUGCACACAGCACUUAUCUGUCUCUGCCAGGCACUGUCCCUGAAGGGCACAAAGCUUUCCUAUGUCUUGUGUAUAUAGCGUGAUGUCUUUUCUGGGUCUUCUGUGGAGCUGGCACACAACAUGCACUUAGAUCCUACACAGCAAUAUGAGCCAACUUGAACAAUAAACAUAUUUCUUAGGCUCUGUGGGCCUGAGGCUGAA